AUGAGCGUACACUCAGUCGACUAUGCGCAAGUCGACUAUGCGCAACAAGGCGCGACACGAUCCGACUUUGACAUCGAGGCCGGUCGCCCAUCGCUCGGCUCCCAAGUGUCUCCGACAGGAAGAGAGAGAGAAGGUAGUUCAUUCCCCGCGUUCAGCACAUCCGCAGCACGAGUGAACUCCACAGAGACGACGAAACGCCGAACCAGACGCUCGAACACGGCCCGCUCAUACCAUCCGGAGGGAUUCGCUCAGGAUCCGAAUUGGCAGCCUGGAACCGAGCCUGGUAUCGAUCCCACCAAGCCGCUACCGCCGUACACGUCGGAAUGGGCGUCGAAUAUCCCCGCGGAUCUGCACCGGCGCUGCGAGAUCACGAUCGUGGAUUUUUCACAGCAUGAGAUGCGGCAGUAUGAGCUGGAUAAUGAUACGCUGGAGCAGUUCUUGGAGCGGGAGAAAGAGCCGUGGGUGCAGUGUCGGUGGAUCAAUGUCAAUGGGCUGAGCUGGGAUGUGAUUAAGAUUCUGGGGAAUCAUAAGAGAUUGCAUCGGCUGGCGAUUGAGGAUGUUGUACACACUACCAAUCGCACGAAAGCGGAUUGGUACUCGGAUCAUGCUUUUGUCGUCUUGACAUUGCAGAAGCUGAUGAAGAUCCAGGAGGAGGAUUCCUCUGACUCGGAGGACGAGGAGGAUGCUUCGGUCAGUCGGUGGAAGUCAAGGGACCGGAAAAGCUCGGUGAACAGUGAAAAGAGCUCGAUCUCACUGAAGCGACCAACGAAACGGAAUGUCAUCAUGGCCGCUUUGAAGGAUAUAUUCACUAUCAGAUCAUCGAAGGACCAGGACCGCAAAGAGAAAGCGAAGCUGGGCUCCAGCAUUCGGCCUGGCCCCGGACGGGAAGGGGCAAAACAUAACACGCACUUUGGAGAUGUUGGAACAGUCAAAGAUACAACUACCAGGAGUCUCCAGCGAUAUCGCGGUGGUCCCAAUGAGGAUCGAAUCGAGUUCAUGGAACGCCAUGCUGCCCUUGCCGCCAAGGGACUAUGCGUCACAUUGGAGCAAGUUUCGAUCUUCUUACAUGCCGAUAACACAGUGACAUCCUUCUUCGAAACGAGCGCGGAUGACAUUGAAGCGCCAAUCGUCAGGCGGCUGAACACCCCCGAGACUAUCCUCCGUCAGUCCUGCGACGCCAGCAUGCUGUUGCAGGCCAUUCUCGAUGCCGUGAUCGAUCUUGCGAUUCCCGUCACAAUGGCCUACCAAGAUGCCAUUGGAGACCUCGAACUUGAGGUCCUGACUGAUCCAGACAUUGAGCAGUCAAAGUCUUUGUAUAUCCUAACGUCAGAGAUUGCCGUUCUGCGAAACUCCAUGCAGCCUAUGGUGGCUGUGAUCAAUGCUCUCCGCGAUCACCGGUCCGAGCCUGUCAACACUCCAGGGUUUGGCGUUUUUCGAAAUCCGCUCAGCCCGUCUACUACACCGGCGGAAAUGGAGGAUCCUCGCCCGCAGAUCGGCUCUGUUACGCCCAAUCUAAAGAGCUUGGGAGGCACCAGUGUCACGAUCAGCUCUAUGUGCCACACGUAUCUGGGCGAUGCCCUGGAUCACUGUAUCACUAUUGUUGAAGGAUACGAUCAGAUGCGGCGUAACGCUGAUAACAUGAUAGAUCUGAUCUUCAAUACUAUUGGUGCCUACCAGAACGAGAGUAUGAAGCAACUCACUCUGGUGACUUGUUUGUAUCUUCCCAUGACAUUUUUGACUGGCUACUUCGGAAUGAAUUUCACUACUUUCGGUUCAAUUGAGCAUAAUGAAGGAUAUUUCUGGAAGAUUGCCGUACCGUUCGUUUGCGCCACGACGUUCUUACUGAUGCGCGACAAAAUCCAGCGUUACGCCGUCAUGCUUGCUCAACGGCGUCUCAUUGUCAGCUCGAGGAAGCAAAGACGGGAGAGGAAGAAGAAAUAG
This is a messenger RNA of Penicillium bovifimosum, 1941 nucleotides long. Its product is annotated as putative CorA family metal ion transporter. NCBI's taxonomy places the organism in Eukaryota, Fungi, Ascomycota, Eurotiomycetes, Eurotiales, Aspergillaceae. Gene Ontology annotation, biological process: transmembrane transport; metal ion transport. The coding region runs from base 1 to 1941 and encodes 646 amino acids. The record is from RefSeq and is a predicted model, not a curated record. The transcript is spliced from 5 exons. Gene Ontology annotation, molecular function: magnesium ion transmembrane transporter activity; cobalt ion transmembrane transporter activity; cobalt ion binding. Gene Ontology annotation, cellular component: membrane.